AUGCAUCUUCUAGGUCGCGUCUCACUCUGCCUUCUCCUCUCGGCCCACGGAACACACUCCGAAAACCGUUUUCGAAGACCGCCUGGUCCGGGUCCCUCAGGUGACUUCCGAGAUAACCCUGUUUACCCGUUGGGAACCCAACUUGAUCUACAAUGGGAAACGGACUUUACGGCAAUCGACUUAAUCAUCUGGCAUGAAGCGACGUAUCCAAAGAGUAAAGCAACGUAUGCUUCAAUUAUCUCAAACACGCGUGCGCUGGGCAUGCUCUGGACGGUCAGCUUUACUGGCUUCCCUUCGCACCAUGAUCCGACUUUGAGCCCUGUGUACUUCAUUCAGAUGUUCAACCACAGUGCUUCAGUGGGAGACAUUACUUGCCACUAUUUCAACAUUACCAACUCCGUAGCAUCCACCUCGGCGACAACAUCGACAUCCCCUACGUCGACAGCUUCGACUUUGACGGCAGUUGCUACACUGGUUGAAGCAUCCCCAACCGCGUCACCUGGCUCUAGUGGAAUGAAUAACAGCGCAUCUACCGGUGUAGUCGCUGGCAUUACAGUGGGCGUCGUUUUGGGAACGCUGGCUAUCAUGGGCCUAGUGGGUUGGGUUAUCUGGAGGCACCUGCGGAAGAAGAAACAGGGUCAUGGGAGCGGUGAUGCCGGGGCAAGCGACGUGGGGAACUUUUCUGCUGUUCAAGAAAUCGGGCCCUCUCCUCCUCUUCGUUGGAAGUACGAGCUUCCUAUGAAUGCUCAGCAACAUCGUUAUGAAGCUGAUGGAACAGAAGUUGUGAGGUAUGAGAUGGCCAGCGAACUUGGUUCGACUGACAAUGAGAACAAAACUUUGAGGGUGAGGGGUGACGCAAUGUUGAGAGAGCCGUGA
This is a messenger RNA of Colletotrichum costaricense, 876 nucleotides long. RefSeq lists its product as uncharacterized. Bases 1 to 876 code for a protein of 291 amino acids. The record is from RefSeq and is a predicted model, not a curated record. The transcript is spliced from 2 exons. NCBI's taxonomy places the organism in Eukaryota, Fungi, Ascomycota, Sordariomycetes, Glomerellales, Glomerellaceae.